UUCUCAUAAUGCAUAUCAAACAACUUCUUUUUCAAUUACUGCUCAUUUUUUGUGCCACCAGUGUGCUCGCCGAGCCCAGCGACACCAAGGAGUUGCCAAAGUGUGAGACCCCCACCUACACUCUCGGAACAAAAUGGAUAAUUGUUAUAAUUAGCUGCUCGGUUGCAACUUGUGCCAUGAUCUCCACGUUUAUGUACUUUUGUGUCGGUCGUCACGGACAAAAAGUGCACAUUGUGCAACAGGAUCUCAGCGAUGGCAGUCAUCCAGAAGAAUGACGAAGUUUUCUGUAUCUGGAACUCGCAAAAAAUCGUUUUU
This is a messenger RNA of Caenorhabditis elegans, 315 nucleotides long. RefSeq names its product E3 CR1-alpha (gene F56D6.18). The coding region runs from base 9 to 275 and encodes 88 amino acids. Lineage: Eukaryota; Metazoa; Nematoda; Chromadorea; Rhabditida; Rhabditidae. The transcript is spliced from 2 exons. The record is from RefSeq and is marked reviewed.